Molecule: messenger RNA, 2031 nt
Organism: Saccharomyces kudriavzevii IFO 1802
Lineage: Eukaryota; Fungi; Ascomycota; Saccharomycetes; Saccharomycetales; Saccharomycetaceae
Gene: YVC1
Product: Yvc1p
Exons: 1
Coding region: 1-2031 (676 amino acids)
Source: RefSeq, a predicted model, not a curated record
AUGGUCUCAUCCAGUGACGGUCUGAAUUUGCCAAUUUCGAAUGAACAAUGUGUGCUGGGGAAUAGUGGAUUGCUUGGGUUUGAAGCCCCCACCCCGAGACAAAUUCUGAGGAUUACGCUAAAUUUAAAGUAUUUGAUUGAUAAAGUUGUGCCUAUUGUUUAUGAUCCUGCUGAUAUCGUUUGCGACCAUUCUGAAAUUUUAUCUCCGAAAGUUAUGAAGUUGGCAUAUGAGGCAUGUGGUGGGAAUCCUGAGGACAAGACCAAUAGCAGGAAAUAUCAAUCGGUCAUUAUUUUUUCGCUUCUGAAAGUUUGUGAGUGGUAUUCUAUACUGGCAGCUAUGGAGGUGCAUAAUGCUAAACUUUAUGAAACUAGAAAUCUGGCUUCACAGCAGUUAUGUAAACUGCUAAUUGAAAAAGAGGUAACAAGAGAUUUGCAGUUCCUCUUCAUGCAAUUGUUGUCACGCCGGUACGUGAUCAACGAAAACGACGAAGACCAAGACCCCUUGAAUGCGCUAGAGCUGGCCACAGAUAUGCACUGUACUACAGUGAUAGGGUCUAGUGGAUUCCAACGCUGUUUGAAGUGGAUAUGGAGAGGUUGGAUCGUCCAGAAUGGCCUGGACCCCACAACUUUUAUCAAGGAGAAUUCACUGGCAGAGGUUUCUGUGGUUUCCCAUUUCAAUCCGAAUAGACUGAAGGCGCCAGUAUAUCAAAAUUACCUGCAGAUGACAUUUUCGUUCUUGUUUCUGGGGCUUUACACUUUGGUAGUCAAUGGUAAAGACUCUGAAAGGGUUCAAUCUUUCGAUUUGUGGGAAAGUGUAUUUUAUGUUUUUAACACGGGUUUCAUUUUGGAUGAACUAAAUAAACUCUAUUACGUCGGCUAUGCACAUUUAUCAUUUUGGAACUUAUUCAAUGACGCCACAUAUUUGAUAAUUGCCUUGGCUAUGGGGUUCCGUGUAAUGAGUGUAACCCCUCUCGAUGCAAAAUACUCUUCAGAAGAUUGGGAUAAAAUCUCAUACAGGGUAUUAUCAUGUGCAGCGCCAUUUGUGUGGUCCAGACUGUUACUCUACCUUGAAUCACAAAGAUUUAUUGGUAUUAUGUUGGUUAUUUUAAAGCACAUGAUGAAAGAAUCCAUUGUCUUUUUCUUCCUUCUAUUCUUGAUAAUGAUUGGAUUCACUCAGGGCUUCUUAGGUUUGGACUCCGCUGAUGGUAAAAGGGAUAUCACCGGUCCAAUCUUGGGUAACUUAACAAUAACCGUUUUGGGUCUUGGGAGUUUUGAUGUUUUCGAGGAAUUUGCUCCCCCUUACGCGGCAAUAUUGUAUUAUGGAUAUUAUUUUAUUGUUUCGGUCAUUCUUCUGAACAUCUUGAUCGCACUGUAUUCCACUGCGUACCAGAAAGUUAUUGACAACGCUGAUGACGAGUACAUGGCUUUGAUGUCACAAAAAACAUUAAGAUAUAUUAGAGCCCCCGAUGAAAAUGUUUAUGUCUCUCCAUUGAACCUGAUUGAACUGCUUAUGUCACCUAUUUUCAGUGUUCUUUCGCCAAAGCGCGCUAAAGACCUGAGUUACGCUGUAAUGACAAUCGUGUAUAGUCCAUUUUUGCUAUUCAUUUCCGUUAAAGAAACCCGUGAAGCUAGAAGAAUAAAGUUUAACAGAAUGAAAAGACUUAACGAUGACGCCAAUGAAUACGAUACUCCAUGGGAUUUGACAGACGGUUACUUGGAUGACGAUGACGGUUUGUUCUCUGAUAACCAUAAUUCGGGCAUGAGGGCUACUCAAUUGAAAAAUUCCCGUUCGUUAAAAUUGCAAAGAACGGCAGAACAAGAGGAUGUCCACUUCAAAGUUCCGAAGAAAUGGUACAAAAAUGUUAAGAAAUGCGGCCCUUCCUUCGAGCAGUAUGAUAAUGAUGACAGUGAAGAAUAUUAUGAUAUGGAAGGUAAUGACGACGUCAAAGAACUCACUGAAAAGGUAGAAAACCUGACGGCCAUGAUAACCGAUCUACUUCAAAAAUUAGAUUUGAAGGAGAGGAAAGAAUAG